Messenger RNA from Paramecium sonneborni, 766 nucleotides. Lineage: Eukaryota; Ciliophora; Oligohymenophorea; Peniculida; Parameciidae. The record is from the annotation of a GenBank genome assembly.
AUGAGUCUUAGUAUAUUUAGUGUUAAGACGAGUUAUUAUAAAAAUGGACUUUGGUGGUUUACUAAAAUUCCUGCACGUAUUAUUGGUGAAGAAAGAUGGGAUGCUAUGAGAUUAGCAAGGAGAGUUUAUGGAAACAAAUUCUAUUAUGGAAGAUAAUAAAUUUUGUUUGAUAUCUUUUAUGAAUGGCCCGCUAUGGCCAACCUAAUUGGUAUCUAUCCAAAAGUAUUAUGAUCUUAAGAUUAUUAAGGUUGAUACUUCACAUGGAUUUCUACAUUGGGCCACUUAUGAAGCCUAUAGAGAUUGGCAAGAACAUACUUUAAAUUCAGAUGUAUUAUUUAUACUAACUCUUAGGGAUCUUUUGCUAUUUGGAUUUAUAUGUUAUGUGGAAUGUAUAUAGCUCAUUGUUUCUACUCCUAUAUGAUUCCCUAUUAUUGGACGUAAUCUAAUUUUAUCAUUUUACUAGAAACAUGUUCCCAGCUAAGAACGAAGAGUUUGUGAGAUUAAGAAUGAAAGAUGCCAUUGCUACUACUAUUAUGGAAGAAUUAUUUGCUAACAAUUAUGCAGAAUUUGCAUGGGCUCCACAUGAUUUCCAUUAUAAUAGAUAAAGAUGUAUGUCAGGAUAUGGUCAUCCAGAUGAUCCUAGAACCAUGCACAUGGCUUCAUUCAAUAGUAUCUAAUUUUCAUCAUCUUUUUAGGAAAGCACAAAUAUAAAGAACAUUAUUUGAAGAGAAUAGGAGAUUCUAGUCGUAUGACAACUGUCCUUUGA